Messenger RNA from Pseudoliparis swirei, 4419 nucleotides. RefSeq names its product cytochrome P450 2F2-like. Gene Ontology annotation, cellular component: cytoplasm; intracellular membrane-bounded organelle. Gene Ontology annotation, molecular function: oxidoreductase activity, acting on paired donors, with incorporation or reduction of molecular oxygen, reduced flavin or flavoprotein as one donor, and incorporation of one atom of oxygen; heme binding; iron ion binding. The record is from RefSeq and is a predicted model, not a curated record. The coding region runs from base 247 to 1716 and encodes 489 amino acids. The transcript is spliced from 12 exons. Gene Ontology annotation, biological process: xenobiotic metabolic process. Lineage: Eukaryota; Metazoa; Chordata; Actinopteri; Perciformes; Liparidae.
ACUGCUGUCCCUACAGACAAAACGUUGUUAUAUAAUCGCAUGGAAACAGAAGCCUGUUGAGAAGCCUUCCCCCUAUAAGGAGUGUUUUUCAUCUAGUCCCUUCCCGCUGCAGCCAACAUUGAGUCCAGACUGCACAUCAACAAGCAAGCAGCUACACUGAGGUGAGCAAAGUACAACCAGAAGUGUCCUCACUAAGAACUGAGCUACACUCGGAGAGAUCAGCUCUUCUCUUCAGUCCAUUCCACCAUGUUUGUGUCAAUCCUCCUGCUGUUGAUCUGCGUGGUCUUCAUCAUCAUUCAACUCAAGUCCCGGAAGCCCAAAAACUUUCCACCAGGACCCACUGUCCUGCCGCUACUGGGGAGCCUUUUGGAGCUGAGCCUAGAAAACCCCCUGAAGGACUUUGAGAGGCUGAGGAAGAUUUAUGGAAAUGUCUACAGCAUAUUUCUCGGUAGCAAACCAGUAGUGGUCAUCAAUGGGAUGAAGACCAUUAAAGAGGCUUUAGUGACCAAGGGCAUUGAUUUUGCUGGAAGACCCCAAGACCUGUUCGUCAAUGACACCACCCAGAGGAAAGGAGUGAUUCUGGCAGAUUACGGUCCGAGUUGGAAGGAGCAACGUCGCUUUGCUCUGAUGACCUUGAGGGACUUUGGUAUGGGGAAAAAUAGCAUGGAGGACAGGAUACAUGAAGAGAUAAAAUACACCAUUGAUACGCUGGAGAAGAGCAUUGGUCAAUCCAUAAGUCCUCAAAUUAUGUUUCAUAAUGCGUCCUCCAACAUCAUCUGCCAGGUUCUGUUCGGAAGGCGCUACGAGUAUGAUGAUGAGGUCAUCAAAGUAAUUGUUCAAUGCUUUACUGAAAAUGCCAAGAUUUCCAAUGGGCCAUGGGCUAUGCUUUAUGACUCUUUUCCCAUCAUUCGAAGCCUGCCGCUGCCCUUCAGAAAGGCCUUUAAGAAUGUUGAGACUUGUCAGAAACUUGCGAUUUCUUGGAUGAAUGAGCACAAGCAGACGAGAGUCCCUGGAGAUCCACGAGACUUUGUUGACUGUUAUCUGGAUCGGCUGGAUAAGGCAGGUGAUGAUCAGACUUCCUUUUCAGAAGCACAGCUGACGAUGUACAUCCUAGAUCUUCACUUUGCUGGGACUGACACUACUUCCAACACCCUGCUUACUGGUUUCCUCUACCUUAUGAACUACCCACACAUACAAGAGCGUUGUCAGAAGGAGAUAGACGAGGUGUUACAGGAGAAGGAUCAGGCCUGUGAUGAGGACCGAAACAACAUGCCCUACACGCAGGCCGUGAUCCAUGAAGUGCAGAGGGUAGCCAACACUGUUCCACUCAGUGUCUUCCACUGUACGACUAAAGACACAGAGCUCAUGGGAUAUUCCAUCCCCAAGGGUACGCUGAUCAUCCCAAAUCUUACCUCGGUGCUGAAUGAGGAGGGACAAUGGAAAUUCCCAAAUGAAUUCAACCCUGAAAACUUUCUCAAUGACCAGGGAGAGUUUGUCAAACCGGAGGCCUUCAUGCCUUUCUCUGCAGGUCCUCGUAUGUGUCUCGGAGAGGGUCUGGCUCGUAUGGAGCUCUUCCUCAUCAUGGUGACGCUACUGAGGAAGUUUAAGUUCAUCUGGCCUGAGGAUGCAGGAGAGCCAGACUACACUCCAGUCUAUGGCGUCACUCUGACUCCCAAACCUUAUCGCAUGAAAGUCCAACUUCGGGAAACAAAUUAAUGGAUGACCAACGAGCCAACAACAUGUUGAGCUUCCUAUCAUGCGGCCUUCACUGUUAGCAUUGCUGCCAAUAACCAACUAAAACCUCAGGAACCUUCUUUACAUCACUUUAGCAGUCAAUAAAACAUGCACUUCUUUCAAUAACAUCACGUACUAAUGUCAUGAGCUUAAACAUGUUGAGCAAUGGAACGUGUUGCCAAUAUGACCACACUGUUUUUCUGACCAGAUGUAGACUGUAGGUAUAAGCCUCCACUUCCACCAUCUGCUCCACCUUUCACCAUCCUGGGCUUAGCUUGAACCAAGACUAUUUUAAUUUGUUGAAAGAAAUACAGUUUUUCCCCCCUCUUCUUCUGUGGCAGAAUGAUAAUGUAGAGAGUUGGAGCUUUCUUUAGCGCUGACACAGCAUUGUGGGAAUAGGUCUGCUCAUGCAAUUACUAUCAUAUUGUUUUUAAUAGUAUUGACACUUCAGCAGCUGGAUUGUUGUUUCCAGCUGUAUCCCCCUUUGAGGCCGCUAGAUUUGAUUAGCCUAUAGCGCACAGCAUUUGACCCCAGGGCUGACCUUGCUUCAUGAACUACCAUUUCAUCCAUUUGGUAGUUUAUAACUCAAUGAGUAGCAUGUGGUAAUCCAACACCCUGUUCAUGCCUGGUAUCUUUAUCAUUUUGCUUCUUACGCCUCUAACUACUUCUUUGUCCAAACACGUCCUCUUUUCUGUCUGUUUCUCCUAAUAAUGAUGUCAUUUUUCUAGGGGAGUCUUCUGAAAGUAAGACUGUUUUCCAUUUUUCUCGUCGUAAAUAAUACAGCCUAACAAACUAGGCUGCUCCUACCAUGGAUUUCCACACCCCAGGUCCUCUCUUUAGAGUCACUAGCUGAUUGCUAGUUAUGACACCUAACAAUGCAAAUUGGGAAUUAUGCCGAUAUUAUAUCUCCUUAGGUAAAGCUACAAUGUGAUUUUAAUGUACUUUGUAUUCCAUUAAGUAGAUAUAGGCUGUGUCCAACAUAAUGUACUCAUUCACUACUCCGUACUCACUAUCUAUAACCCUGGUACUAUUGCUUUCGGCUGUGUCCUACUUCUCAUGCUGCAUUGCUGGAUACUUUGACUCCACCAUAAAGGACAUCAUAUUUCUCCCUAUUCAAUCGGACAGGAAUACAAAAUGUUGACUUUGACAGUGGACUAAUAAGAAAUGUUUACUAAAUACUUCCUACUUGUGUAUUCAAUGAAGACCGUAACAUGUGUAUUAGUGUAACGAUGACAGCAACACGCCCCUAACCAUAAUAAAACAUUUAAACCUAUACCAUGAUAACCAAAACCUAACCGAUAUGUAUUUGUGGCUAAAUCUAACCAAACCAUUUACACAGUGUUGUGAAAUCAUAAAACUGAUUUAUUUUUCAACAAGUGUUUGUAAUAGUUUUGUGAUUUAAGAUGCGUUUAUAGCUUAGCUUACUAAUUACCUGAAAUGACAUGCUUUUAUAUACAUAGUGCUUAAUUGUGCAUUCUAUAAUAUUCAAGAUUCAAGAUUCAAGAUUCAAGAUGUUUUAUUUGUCACAUACACACACAGGGUGUGCAGUGAAAUGAAAGUGGCAAUGCUCAGCAGGAAUGUGCAAGGGCAACAAGUACACACUAUUUACAAUAAAAAACAAUAAAAAACAACACAAUAUUUACAGUAAGUGUGUGUGUGUGUGUGUGUGUGUGUGUGUGUGCCUAAGAGGGGCAAUUGUGUGGGUCUAUGUGGGGGUCCUGGUGAGGUCGGAGUUCACAGUCCUGAUGGCCUGAGGAAAGAAACUCCGUCUCAGUCUCUCUGUUCUUGCAGCGUGACUACGGAGGCGCCUGCCUGACCGCAGCAGCUGAAACAGUCUGUUGUUGGGGUGGUGAGGAUCCUUCAUGAUCCUGCCGGCUCUGGUUCUGCACCUCCUGGUGUACAAGUCCUGCAGGGUGGGGAGUGUAGUUCCAAUAGUGCGUUCAGCCGAACGCACUACGCUCUGCAGAGCCUUCCUGUGCUAAGCGGAGCAGUUGCCAAACCAGGCUGUGAUGCUUCCUGUCAGGACGCUCUCUACAGCUCCAGAGUAGAAGGACUGAAGGAUCCUCUGGGAAACUUUAAAUUUCCUCAGCUGCCUGAGGUGGUAGAGGCGCUGCCUUGCCUUUCUCACCAGAGUGUCUGUGUUUAUUGACCAUGUCAGAUCCUCGGUGAUGUGGACUCCCAGGUAUUUAUACCCGCUCACCCUCUCCACAGUAGUCCCGUUAAUCCCCAGUGGUGAGUACGUCCUCUGUUGUUGUACCCUCCUAAAGUCCACAAUCAGCUCCUUAGUUUUGGUGACAUUCAUGAUGAGGCUGUUGUCCUGGCACCAGAGUGACAGAUCAGCAACUUCCUCCAGGUAGGCCUUCUCGUCGUUGUCGGAGAUCAGGCCCACCACCACUGUGUCAUCCGCAAACUUGAUGAUGGUGUUGGAGCUGAACCUGGCCACACAGUCAUGUGUGUACAGGGAGUAUAGUAGGGGGCUGAGGACGCAACCCUGGGGGGAUCCUGUGUUCAGGGUGAGGGAUUUGGAUAUUCGUUGAUAUGUAAUUGUUUUAUAUGGGAUUAAUAUGACUGGGGCUUUCUACAAAUAUUAUGUUUCAAGUCUGAGGUCAUAUUUCUUGCAAGAGCAUUAUGGUGAUGCUUUUAUGAGUUUAACAAUCAAGAAUAAACUGCAAUAUUAACACAUAA